Molecule: messenger RNA, 786 nt
Organism: Tachysurus vachellii
Lineage: Eukaryota; Metazoa; Chordata; Actinopteri; Siluriformes; Bagridae
Gene: faimb
Product: Fas apoptotic inhibitory molecule b
Exons: 5
Coding region: 95-622 (175 amino acids)
Biological process (GO): positive regulation of neurogenesis; canonical NF-kappaB signal transduction; negative regulation of extrinsic apoptotic signaling pathway via death domain receptors
Source: RefSeq, a predicted model, not a curated record
AUGUCCCAGUGUUGGUUUGUGCAGUGUAUUAAGGUGUAAUAGGGGGCAAAUACAUAACCGUGAGAGGCCUUGGAAGUGCAUAGAAUAGAAUAAAAUGGCAGAUAUGGUGGGUAUGUGGGAGGUGCCUCUCAGCGAUGGGAUAUACCAGAUUGAAUUUGAGCAUGGAACCACUACAGGGAAGCGGGUUGUUUAUAUCAAUGGAAAGGAGGUCCUCAGAAGGGACUGGAUGUUCAAACUAGUGGGCAAGGAAACAUUUCCUGUAGGACAUACAGGCGCAAAAGCUACUAUAAAUAUCGAAGCACUUACCGGCUUUACUUAUGAGUACACUCUGGAAAUCAAUGGAAAGAGCCUCCAGACUUUUAUAGACAACUGGGCUAAGAUAUCCAAGACUUGGCUGCUGAAGCUUGAUGGUGCUGACUGCAGGAUUGUUCUGGAGAAAGAUACCAUGGAUGUAUGGUGCAAUGGCCAAAAGGUGGAAACCACGGGGGAGUUUACAGAUGACAGUACUGAGACUCAUUUUGUAGUGGGGAACCAUGAUUGUUGCAUAAAAGCAACUGGCAGUGAGAAGAAAAGAAACGGAGUAAUGCACAUGCUGCUUGUGGACGGGACGAAGGUCAUGUGAUGAGGAAGUACCUGUUUCACUAUUGACUACUUCAGUCUCAGGUGCUACGGUCUGCGCUGGAUACGCGCAGCCAGAGCAGUAAAAAAAAACCUGCACUGCACGGACAAGCCCAUUUCUCCAGUACACUGCGCAGGUUUGUUGCAGCCAGGAUCGUGACCAACGCU